This is a messenger RNA of Neurospora tetraspora, 2047 nucleotides long. RefSeq names its product major facilitator superfamily domain-containing protein. Lineage: Eukaryota; Fungi; Ascomycota; Sordariomycetes; Sordariales; Sordariaceae. Gene Ontology annotation, molecular function: biotin transmembrane transporter activity; solute:proton symporter activity; dethiobiotin transmembrane transporter activity. Gene Ontology annotation, cellular component: plasma membrane. The transcript is spliced from 3 exons. The record is from RefSeq and is a predicted model, not a curated record. Gene Ontology annotation, biological process: biotin import across plasma membrane. The coding region runs from base 401 to 2047 and encodes 548 amino acids.
UGCGAUUCAUUCUGUUGUUUACUUCGGCUUAAACCUCUUGAGGCUCUAGGCUACCGAGGGGUUUCCGUUUGGUCAUAGUAUUUCCGACCUGCAUCAGCGUAUGCAGCGUAUCUCCUCCGGGGCUCCAUCAAGGCCAUCCGCGGACCGCCUCAACGUCGCCUCAAGUUUCGACUUUUACACAACUCUGGUGGCCGGGCUGAAGAGUCAUCAUAGGAAUAUAAAGCGCCUCCAUCCUCUCCCUCACUGUUAUUCAUCUCUUCACCAACCAUCAUCCACCUCGGCCAGCCCGACCACCACUCCCCAUAUAUCCCUCUCCUCUGGCCCCAUACGUCACCGCCAACACCAUAUUCUGGUCAGAACAGACGAUUAGCACGCUCCUCCAUUGCUUUCUCGUCUCAGUAUGGCUCAGAAGCCUUCUGACACUCCCCUAGGGGAGAAUGUCACACACGUUGUCCCAUACCCCAUGGCAAAGCUCCCAUCAGACGGUGAGGGUGAGCUAGAGAACGGCCAAGUUCCUAUCCAGCCUGACCAGAUCCAAUAUGACAUUGACAGGGUCGAGAGAAUAUAUCGCAAACUCGACCUCCGAAUCAUCCCCGCCUUCUGGAUCCUCUACUUCCUCUGCUCCGCCAUCCGCUCCAACAUCGGCAUCGCCCAAACCAUGAACCGCGACGUCCACCACGACUUGAUGUCAGUCUUGGGCAUGACCGCCAAAGACACCUCCACGGCCCUCGCCCUCUUCUACGUCUCCUACGUCAUCUUCGACCUGCCCUCCAACCUGGUCAUGAGCCGACUUUCUCCCCGCGCCUGGAUGGCUAGAAUCGUCUUCGCCGUGGGCCUCAUCGGUACUUGCUUCACGGCAGUCAAAGCCCCCUGGAGCGUCAAGUUCCUCCGCUUCCUGCUCGGCUUCGUGACAGCCGGCAUGUGGCCCGGCAUGUCCUUCUACCUGACGCUCUUCUACCCGCCCAGCCGCACCGGCAAGAGAAUCGGCUAUUAUUUCACCGCAUCGCAGCUGUCAGCGGCUGUGGUCGGCCUGGUGUCGGCCGGGUUCCAGAAGAUGGAUGGGCUACAUGGAUUCACGGGCUUUCAGUGGAUGUUCCUCGUCUACGGAGUGCUGGGCAUCGCGCUGGGCAUCGCUCUGCUCUUUUGGUUGCCGGAUCGGCCGCUGGCUCCGGGCGAGCAGAGAGUUAGACACAAGUGGUUGAGGUGGUUGCCGACGAGCCCGGAGGCCUUGACGGGCGAGGACGCCUUGAUUCAUUACCAGGAUCUCAAGAGGGUGUAUCACUCCAGGCCUUGGAACAUGAAGGAUCUGUGGUAUGUCUUGAUUGACUGGCGUCUGUGGCCCUUGGUGCUCAUGUACUUUGGGGUUGUGGGUGUUGGUAUCGGGACGCAGUUGUAUGGGAGCGUCAUCAUUGCUUCCAUCAACCCGAACUUUAGCGAUAUUACGGUUAGCUUGUUGUUUGCGCCUAUUUGGUUGUGCGACCUCGUCGCUAUCCUCCUCUCCACCGGCCUCGCCGAUCGCUUCCACAAAUACCGCGCCGUCUUCUUCAGCACCGGUGCUCUCAUCCAAAUCGCUGGCCUCCUCACUACUACCUUUGCCCUCGGAAAUGACUGGGCCCGCUACGGUGGCUUGCUCAUGAUCGGCUUCGGUCUCGGUCCCACUGUGCCUGUCUGCAUGGCCUGGACGAACGAGAUCUUCCAGAAGCGCCACCGUGAGGUCGGCGUUGCUGCUGCCUCCGCUCUCGUCUCCGGACUCGGUAACCUGGGCAGUAUCACUACUACCUAUGCCCUCUACACCGGCUGGCCUGAGGAUGCGGCCAAGGGACCUCAUCAGUACCGCAAGAGCAACUACACCAUGAUUGGCAUUCUGGCCAUGAGCAUUGCUAGCAGUAUUGUCCUGACGGUUCUCCUCAGUAUCUUUGGCAUGGAGCCGAGCCAAAGGGUUGUGGCGAGCAGUGGCAGCUCUGCGGAAGAAAUCCAGGACGGUGCUGCGUUGCGCGAGAGGCAGAUGCGUGGGUUUUCGGGGAUGUUGGGGAGGAAGAAGAACUAA